Condylostylus longicornis is the source of this 3172-nucleotide messenger RNA. RefSeq names its product septin-interacting protein 1 (gene sip1). Gene Ontology annotation, biological process: spliceosomal complex disassembly. Gene Ontology annotation, molecular function: nucleic acid binding. NCBI's taxonomy places the organism in Eukaryota, Metazoa, Arthropoda, Insecta, Diptera, Dolichopodidae. The coding region runs from base 94 to 2553 and encodes 819 amino acids. The transcript is spliced from 2 exons. Gene Ontology annotation, cellular component: U2-type post-mRNA release spliceosomal complex. The record is from RefSeq and is a predicted model, not a curated record.
AUACUUCUGUAAUAAACAUUUUAAUUCUUCUGAGUUAAAAAACGUAAACAAAAGAAAUAUUUACUAAAGAACUUUUAUUUCAACGUUUAAAAAAUGUCGGAUGAAGAAUUCGAACGAUUUGAAAUAACAGAUUACGAUCUGGAAAAUGAAUUUAACAUAAAUAGACCACGAAAACGUUACACAAAACACCAACAAAUAUAUGGCAUUUGGGCAGACGACAGUGAUAAUGAUGAUGAAGAACUUUCGAGCCGUAAAAACCGACGAAAUAAAAUUGCUGGCUCUAAGCAAAAAGAUUAUACAGCUCCAGUAAGUUUUGUUGCUGGAGGAGUUCAACAGGCAGGAAAAAAAGAGAAAAAUGAAGAUAAUGACGAUAGCAACCAAAUUACUGAUGAAGAAGAUGAUAGGCCAUCAUUUAGCAGAAAAGGUAUAGAAGACUUAGAAAAAAAUACGUCAAGUGAAUCUGAACCAGAAGAAGCACCAAGAGCAGGUUUUGGUUCAAAGAAAAAGCCAGCUCAAUCUUCUACAGGCAGUUUAGCUUCAUGGGAAAAGCACACAAAGGGAAUUGGUGCAAAGUUACUUUUGCAGAUGGGUUACGAACCUGGAAAAGGUUUGGGUAAGGAUUUGCAAGGUAUAUCAAGACCAGUUGAGGCUCACGUAAGGAAAGGUCGAGGGGCAAUUGGUGCUUAUGGGCCAGAAAAAGCAUCUAGUGUCCCAGGGCAACCGGCUCGUUUAGCUAUAGACGAAGACGUUAAAGAAGAAAAAGAAUUUAAAGAAAAAUUAAAUCAGUGGAAAAAAGGAUCAACGGAUAAGAAAGAUAGAAAAAAAAGAUACUAUUACAAAUCUGUUGAAGAAAUUUUGGAGAAAAGUAAAAAAGGUGGACCACAAUUUCCAGAUCUUUAUAGUAAAAAAUUAAGUAAUGUAACAGUAAUUGAUAUGACUGGUCCAGAAAAACGGGUUUUGAGUGGCUAUCAUGCUUUAGGACAAGCUAAAAUAGCAGAUGAAGAUUUAUAUGAAAGCCGACCAACUAAGAAAAAAACAAAUUUUGCUUUACCAGAAUUGAUGCACAAUUUGGAUUUAAUAGUUAAUAUGUGUGAACAAGAAAUUAUUGCUGUUGACCGUGCUGAAAGGGAUGCCAAUGAAAAACAGAAACAAUUGGAACAUGAAAAAGAAAAUUUAGAAAAAAUUAUUAAACUUGAACAAGAUCACAUUAAUAUCUUAGAAUCUGCCUUAGAAUUAGUUGAAAGUCUAACAAAUAACGAAAAUUUGACCUUAGAUGAAGCUGAAAAGUUAUUUAUAAGAUUGCAAACGGAUUACGCAGCAGAGUAUAAAGAAUUUGGUUUAGGGGAUUUAGCAGCUGGUGUUAUAGCUCCAUUAAUAAAUAAUGAAUUGAAAAAUUGGAAACCAUUGGAAGAGCCUACGAAACACGUUAAUAAAAUUAAAAAAUGGCAGAAUAUUUUAGGAAUGCACCAAUCCGAAGUCCGAAGCGUUUUUGAUCCUUAUUCUUCUAUAAUAUGGUCUGGAGUUGUACCACAAUUAAGAAUUUGUGCUGCAGACUGGAAUCCAAAAAUGCAUCAGCGAAUGGCUGCUUUAUUAGACACAUGGGCACCAUUAUUCCCCACCUGGAUUUUAGAUAAUGUUUUGGAACAAUUAAUAUUGCCUAAAUUAGUUACUGGCGUACAAGAAUGGGAUCCUUUAACAGAUACUAUUCCAAUACACAGUUGGAUUUUACCAUGGAAUGGUAUAUUAGGUCAUAAAAUGGAAGAAUUCAUAUUUCCUACUAUUCGUGAAAAAUUAGGAAAUGCAUUAACAGCGUGGCUUCCAAAUGACAGAUCCGCACGAGCCAUGCUACAGCCAUGGAGAGAAGCAUUUAAAUCAGCAGAGAUGGAAGCCUUUAUUGUUCAACAUAUUAUACCCAAAUUACAGCUUGUCCUAAAUGAACUUGUUAUAAAUCCAUUACAACAAGACUGGGAAUUAUGGAAUCAAGUAUAUGAAUGGAAUGAAUUAAUUUCGCCAUUAUUAAUGGCACAAAUGUUAGAUAAAUACUUUUUCCCAAAAUGGACACAGACUUUAAUUAUAUGGUUAAAUCAAUCUCCAAAUUUUGAUCAAAUAUCACAAUGGUAUACCGGUUGGAAAAGUUUAAUUUCCGAGGAUAUUAUAGCUCAACCGACUAUUAAGGAACAUUUUCGAAGAGCUUUAGAAAUGAUGCACAGAGCCACUCAACCCACCAAUAUAGACGGACAACCGUCUGUAUCAAUACCACAAAAUAUACCACCGCCACCUCCAAUUAUAGAGAAACCGCCCGCUUUAAUGGAUCUUCAAAUUUUACCACCACCACAAUUAGAAUUUAAAGAAUUGGUGUCACAAAAGUGUGCAGAGCGUGGUAUAAUUUUUGCACCAAUGCCUGGCCGAAGGGAAUUCGGAAAACAGGUUUACCGUAUUGGAAAGUUAUUCUGCUACAUUGAUAGAUCCGUUUUAAUGGUUAGUGACGGAACAUUUACAAAUUGGAUUCCCAUUUCUUUAGCUGUAUUAAUGGAACGGGCUGUUAGUGGUUAGAAGUAGUUUAGAAUAUUUUUAAGUAGAAAAAAUAAGUAACGAUUGUAUAAAUAAGAUUAUGGGAUAUGAAAAUAUGCAGAUAUAAAUCAUGUAAAAUGAAAACUUUUUAAAAUUAAAUAUAUCUAUGUAAUUAAAAAAAAUAUUUAAUGCUUUUGGAGAAUAAUCACCUUAAAUUAAUUUAUUCAUUUUUUUAUUUUUUUUGGUAUAAUUAUUAAAUUAAUAGCAAAUUCAUGAAAUUACGAGUAUAAUGAGAUUAAUUAAAAAAAUUUCGUUGUUAUUGUGGAAAUAUGCACAUAUUCAUUCGAAAUUUUCAAAAUUUUUAGUAUUUUUUUUUUUUAAAGUAAACAAGCUAUAUUAAAGUGACGAGGAAACUAUUCUUGUUAGUUUAAAUUAAUAAUUGUAAUGUCGUAGACGAAAUUUCAUUGUUUAUGUUGGUCAUUAUAAGUUUUCACUUUUUUAGGGGCAAUUGUUGAAAUUGCUUGUUUUUGUUCUUCCAAAACAUAAUCAUUAAACAUAUUGGCUAAAUGCCAUAACGCUAAUAAUGUUAAUACUUCACCAAAAUUUAAUGGUUCUUGAUUUGUAUCUGAUCGAAUGGAUGUAUUCUCAUUGCUACUCAAAU